UACUGCCUCAAUUAACGAUGCCUAAGAACAAAUAAGCAAGUUAUCGGUUGAAUGAAUGUGAAAUAAUUGGUACCGUGAAGAAAAAUGAAAAUUACGUUAACGUUAACGAAUUCGUCAAUGUAUUGAGCGAAACGUCUAUCCCCAGAUGCAGUAGCACUGCUAUUACAAUCUGCACGAAAAUAAGAAGGUACGACUACUUCGCUUCUAUAAAUAUUAACCGCCAACCUGAGUUUGAGUGUAUCAAAUGUUCGAUCAGCCGAAAACUAAAAACGAAGAUUUGUUGUUCGAGUAAAUUACAACUGAGAAAUAUCGGACGUUAAAUAUCUGACGAGAUGAAGCUAUUUGCACGUCCUAAAUGCUUUUCCGAGAUUAUAGCACCGGUGACAACUGUCAACUGUAUAGUGGGACUUCGCGCUUUCGAAUAUCCUCGUGGCAAUACGAGACCUAUACUCAGUCUGAUUUAUCUCGCGUUUAUUUACAUCACAUUUUGUUGUGGCAUAUUACGCAUGUACCAAAGAUACUAUGCGGGCCUUAAACUGAUGAAACUGGAAUAUGCUUUAAUGAAAUUAUUGAUGUAUAUCCUUCUAGUAUCUGUGAUAUUGAAAAUGCUACUAGGUUGGUGGCACACAAAGAAAUUUAAAGUUUGUCUCAAGAAGAUCUUUGAGAUCGAUGAAACGUUGCAACAGCUCGGACUGACGGUGAAUUAUGACAGAUUAUACUUCGUUAUGAUUGGAAUCAUAACUGUUUUGAUAACGUUUGUUUUCGUUGUGUGGACAAUGAUGUUCAUUCACUUGACCAUAAGCACGGAUGUAUUUACUUCAAUUUAUCUUCUACUCAUAUACACGUAUUCGUUCAUCGUCAACUCUAUUAAUAUAUUCGAAUUCUUCAUAUUUGCGAAAUGCUCACAAAUAAAAUUUAAAUUGGUCAACCAACUUUUGCUCGAGAGCUUAACAGAUUUAUCCAAGAAAGAUAAGAAAUUAGGCAUUUUUGACAUGAAGGAUUAUGAGAGUAUCAUAGAUGUCGAGCAACAAAAGCAAGUUUCUUCCACAAAGAUGAUAUUCCGAAGGCGUCAGCGGGUGCAAACCGGAAUUAAUUUUUCUAUAUUGAAGAAGCGAGAUCCGGCCGUAUUUCAAACUGAAUCUCACUUUCCAUCUCAUAUCACAAAUCAUUUUCAAAGCGUACUCCAGAAUCCACCUCGAAGACACAAUACCACAACAACAAAAUGUGAGAAACCUAAACAUCUUUUACAAGUAAUCAGGUACACCUGA
Molecule: messenger RNA, 1268 nt
Organism: Vollenhovia emeryi
Lineage: Eukaryota; Metazoa; Arthropoda; Insecta; Hymenoptera; Formicidae
Exons: 4
Coding region: 333-1268 (311 amino acids)
Biological process (GO): sensory perception of taste
Cellular component (GO): membrane
Source: RefSeq, a predicted model, not a curated record